UUUUGUCGUUUUUGUCGCUCUUCUAGUGCAGCGCUUGCUUUUUACUGAUGUGGUUGAGAGAAAUUCACAAUGUUAGGCGUGUCUUUGAUUGUUUUGCUCAUGGCAAAAGAUUUCAACUGCGCGCAUGGAUAUCUGUUUGAAUUUAGAAAAUCGGGGCAGCUACAGUUCUGCGUCUCAGAUGAAGCAGUGGCAUUCUCAAAACGUGAUCUGGAUAAUAUUGAAGAUUUCACAAAAGUGGAUGUGAAGUCUUUAAACGGAGCUGAUAUUCCUCUCGCUAAGUACGAUUGCAAUUUGGUGCUUGAAAGAGGAUGUGAAUUUUGGAAUACAGCACAGUUCAAUAAAGACGAUUGGUCCGAUCGUUUUCCAUUGGUUACUGACUUUCGUUGGAAUGAUUUUCCAGUUGUCUUGGUGCAGAAAAGAUUUGAGCCCAAAUUUACCAUUCCGAAAGGCCUAAAUUUCACAAAGCAUUUUUCAAUUCUGGCCCACGGCUCAGCACGUUUCCUAUUUACGGAUGAUCCAAUAUUUGCAAAAGGAGUGAACGUUGUUAUCGAUGGAAUUGGUCACACUUCUGCUUUAAGAUACUGCACGAAAAUACCUCCUGAAUUUUCGAAAAAUCGAUAUCCAACCUGUGGUAGACCCUAUGCAGUUACAACGAACAAUAAAGUUCUUAGCCAAGGAGAGAAAUGGGCACACGCCAUUCUGCAAAUUUCUAAACAUGACUCAAAUAGAAAAGAUGUGUUAAUCAUAACAGACAAGAUUUUUGCUCACCUCGUUCCAAAUAGUCAAAUGAAGGAAAAUUCGGAUUAUUACGUCUCUUUUAGGACUAGUGCGACAGGUCUCUUCAAGGUCCACACAUAUAACGUCCUCCAUUCUUCGACAAAUCAAAGUUCGAUGGAAUUGCUUUUAAGUGAAGAUUCGUCAGAUUUUUUAUGCAUUGAUGUCAUUUUCCUGAUGACCAAAUCCUUCAGAAUUGAAACAACUGUACUAUCUUUGGAGAUAGUUGAUGAAAUGAGGAGAAUUCAAUUCAAGAAGGUUAUCAACAAAAAAGACAGGACUAAUGAAUGGUUCACUGCGAGAAUAAGUUCAAGAGAUCAUACGCUUAAAAGAGGCUGGAGAGUAAAGCUGACUGCUCACAUUAUCGAGAUUGUAAUUGGCGCGGUUAAAUUCUGCAAAGAAGGUUUUACGGUGAUAAGACCUAGACAGGCUAUGACGCAUUGUUCUUCAUUAGUGAAUAAAAACAUUGAUCCGACAGAGGAAAAAAUUAAAUUGACGCAAUUGCUCUCCGAGCUUCCCGGAUGUGGCAUGUUCGGCAACAAUUGUGCUGGAGUGAGAGCGUGUGGCCAGAGCGGAAGUUGCUCGUGCUUGGCUGGAUUUCACGGAGACAGCUGCACAAAAGUAAAAGAAGAGAACCUCUUACGAUUAGUGCUCACCUCAGUGAUAACAAUAUUGGGGAUUUUGACCGCGCUCGCCACUCUCGCAGUUUGGAUUUAUUUAAGGAAAUUGCAGAACUCUCGGCCAGUAAUCAAUCUACCCAGCAUCAAAUUUUUCAAAAACUCGGAUAAUCAGAGAACUGAUUACCAGACAUUGUUAGAGGAUCAUGCUUUUGUGUUGGGAGACAGGCCAAAAGAUUCGAAGUCAACAGAGGUUGAACGGUACUUGCUAUCGGCCUUUGCAGGAGUAAACUUCCUCAAGGACCAGUUCGAGAAAUUCCCGCUUGGUCAAACGCAGUCCUGGGAUUGCGGCUUCAAACCGGAAAAUAAGAGCAAGAACCGGUACGCCUAUUUGGCCGCUUACGACUGGUCACGUGUGAAACUGGUGCUUCUUCCUGGAGACAAAAACUCCGACUACAUCAACGCCAACUACGUGGACGGUUACGAACGGCCAAAAGCAUAUAUUGCGGGCCAAGGACCAACGGAAGACACUCUCGAUGACUUUUGGCGAAUGGUUUGGCAGGAAAAAGUAUCGUUGAUUGUUAUGGUAACCAAUCUAGUUGAACGUGGAAAGAAAAAGUGUGAAAAAUACUGGCCCGACGUGAACCAGGAAAAGAGACACGGCCUCAUUUCUGUUCGCACCAUUAAUGAGGAAAUAACCGCCGACUUUAUCACGAGAGCUUUAUUGGUUUCACGCUAUGAUACUAACAGACUCGUUCAACAACUUCACUACACGAGUUGGCCUGAAAACGAAGUGCCGCCGUAUCCGCAGUCUAUGGCGAUGUUUGUCGAGAAAAUGUUUGAACACAAAGAUAAAAACCACCCAAUAUUGGUCCACUCCAGUGCUGGAGUGAAAAGAACAGGAACGGUCAUUUUGAUCGAUGCUUGCCUUCGAAUGGUCAGAUCGUUCGGCCGUAUCGACGUCGUCAAUAUUUUUGCUCGAAUGCGAUCUCAGAGAGCCAAUUUAAUCGACAAUUUGACACAAUACGAAUUCGCACACCUGGUGCUCUUGGAGAUAAUUGCAAAUCCAACUUUUGAAAUCAGUUGUGAGAAAUUCUGUGAAGAAUACAAGAAGCUAAAGGCAAACAACAGGAAGAACCUGAAUGAGAAUUUUUCUAAACUGAAAGAAAUCUGCGAGAGAGAUUUUCAGAGGGUAGAAACGCCUGUCAAAAACGAAACAGCCAAGUGCAGAAACGCAGACUUUAUUUCCUCAUCAAACGCCAUCGUUCGACUGUUUCCUUACGAAAACGUUGUGACCACGAGUUUUAUCAACGCCGUCACCGUAGACGGAUAUCAGAAAGCCAAACAAUUUAUCGCGACGCAAGUGCCGAUGAAAAAUACAGUUGAGGAUUUGUGGAGGAUGAUCGACCAGAACAACGUCAAACAAAUCGUCGUCCUAAACGAACCGCUUAUUUCAGAUUCAGAAGUUUAUAAAUUUGCUAGUUUCAUUUUUCAGAAUUUAAAAGUAAUCUUUCAGGGCGAAUUCCUACCAUCAAAAGAACGCCGGUUUACCUUUGGAAAACUCAAAAUUAUUUUGGAUGAUUUUACAGAGGAAAAGAAGUUCAAAACUCUGAAUGUGCAACUGAAUACGAGGGGAAUAUCCAAAAAGGUGAGCGUGAAAAUGGCCUACGACUGGAGGCCGGGGAAGGUCACCCCGCCAAACACGGAAUUGCUCAUUGAGCUAUGGGAUAGUUUGAAAAUCACGAAUGAUAAAGACGUCAUCACCGUUGUUUGCCAUGACGGAGUGACGGCCUGCGGCCUUUUCCUCGGCAUUGGUUUCGUGAUCGAAAAAAUCAAGUUGGAGAACGAGGUCGACGUCGGACUAGCGGUGCGGACUCUGAGGAAAUCGAGACCGGCGUUUCUUUCCUCAGAAGUCCAGUUUGGAUUUCUGUAUGAAGCUGCCAAAAACUACUUGUGCUCCUUUGACACCUACAGAAACUUCAAAUGAGCCAAUUAUUCUACAAACACACCUUACACCUUAAACAUGUUGCUGAAAUUGAAAUUAUACAUAUUUAUGAAAAACCAUUGUGGUUUAAAUAUAAGUUUAGUCGAAUAAUGAAAUGCAUGAACUAUAAAAGUCACCAAACAUAAAACGGGUUGUAUAACAAUAAAGUCAUUACAUUAU
Molecule: messenger RNA, 3555 nt
Organism: Cloeon dipterum
Lineage: Eukaryota; Metazoa; Arthropoda; Insecta; Ephemeroptera; Baetidae
Product: receptor-type tyrosine-protein phosphatase epsilon-like
Exons: 21
Coding region: 70-3378 (1102 amino acids)
Biological process (GO): protein dephosphorylation
Molecular function (GO): protein tyrosine phosphatase activity
Source: RefSeq, a predicted model, not a curated record